UCCUCUCAGCUGUUUCGGUGUCAGUCCUUUCACACACCAUUAGCUUUCGUUUAUACCUAAAAUUUAUCAGUCAAUUACAGGAAUAUGUGGAAUAAGACAGGCCCAUUUCUUCCCGUGUUCUCCGUUUUAAAGCAGACAUUCAGAUUGAAACUGACACUACAGGCGAUCAGCAUUAUUGGAGAACGGGAACAAACUGAAUCGCAGUCCCUCCGAUAGCUGUACGUGUCACAUCAAAAUAAGAAUAACGCAUGUUCCGCUGGGGAGGAUCGUUGUUGGAAGACAAAGUACUGAGUUUUUUUUUAAUUACAUUUAUUAUCCAAAUUAUUCUGGAAUUCCUAGAUUCAACAUUUAAAGACUUUUUAGCGAGUGUUUACUAACACGGUUAACAUAUUACACAACCAGUAUUAGCACGCUUCAGGUUUUUUUCUUCUCGUUUAGAAAACCCCCCACCUCCCAGUUUUGUAACUUUUAAAUCAUCCGCUCCAUCUCUUUCCGACAAAACAACCCCCGCGGACGUUCAAAGAGUCACUUACGGCCCCGACACAAGUUAGUUAUUAGCGGCAAAAGAAAAUAUCUGAGAAAUGUGGGACAGUCAGAGUAGUAAUGAAAGAAAGAAAAAAAGGGGGGGUGGAAAAGUGGAACAUCGGUGUUUACCUUGUAGAUGCUCGCACGCUAUUGGCUGGCGCGCCUGUCCGUCAGGGGUGGGGGCGGGGCCGCGCGGCUCGCGGUGAUCCCAGUCACCCCGCGGUGCCGAGCCUCCGGCUGACAUUCGGCACGCUGCCACUGCGGGGGACGCGCACAAUUCGGACCGCGCACCGCCGAACCCGGGACCGGCAAACGCCAGUGAGCGGUUGCCGGAAGACGCAGGGGGAUCCGCUGAGGCGUCCUGAAGUUUACCGGCGCGUCGUUUCAUUUUGUACUGUGACUAAAAGCUCCAUGUAGAAGUUUAUGAAGUGACGAACUUUCCUAUUCCCUUCCCUGAUCUUUUUUAUUAUUAUUAUUACUUUAUUGCUUGUUUUUUUUUUUGUGCGACUUCGGAGAUCUAUGCGACUUCUGGCUGUCCGUUGCAUUUGCUAUUAAGAUGGCAGAAGCCCCGCUGCAGCCGCAGCUCGUCGAGAUCGACCCGGAGUUCGAGCCACUUUCGCGGCCCCGUUCCUGCACCUGGCCGCUUCCUCGGCCGGAGUUCAUUGACCCGGCCGGCGGAUCUAACACAUCCUCACCGGCCCCGUCCGUCAAGCAGGAGCCGGGGGGCACCGUCGAUUACAUCAACAACCUCAGCUUGCUGGAAGAGACCGAAGAUUACCCGGAGCAGAAGCCUCUCUCCUUGUGCAAUGAUUACCAGUGCCAGGAGCAAAACUGCAUUCACCAGCACACCCAUCAGCAUCAACAGCAGCACCAGGGUCCCCAGGUCCCGCACCAGCAACAGGUGCCGGUGCUGUCCUCCCCAGUCGGCUCGGCUUCCUCUGUGGCUGCCGCCGCGCAGAGGAAGAGCAGCUCGUCCCGCCGCAAUGCCUGGGGAAAUAUGUCAUACGCCGACCUGAUCACCAAGGCCAUCGAGAGCUCUCCGGAGAAGCGACUCACGCUGUCGCAGAUCUACGACUGGAUGGUGAAGAGUGUCCCUUACUUUAAGGACAAGGGGGACAGCAACAGCUCGGCCGGCUGGAAGAACUCCAUCCGGCACAACCUGUCGCUGCACAGCCGCUUCGUGCGCGUCCAGAACGAGGGCACGGGCAAGAGCUCCUGGUGGAUGCUGAACCCAGAGGGUGGCAAGAGCGGCAAGUCGCCCCGCCGGCGUGCCGCAUCCAUGGACAACAACAGCAAGUUUGCCAAGAGCCGCGGGCGCGCCGCCAAGAAGAAGGUGUCCCACCAGGGCCGUGACGGGGGCCCCGACAGCCCGGCCCCGCCCUUCUCCAAGUGGCCCGGCAGCCCCAACUCGCACAGCGCCGACGACUUCGAGGCGUGGACCACCUUCCGGCCGCGCACCAGCUCCAACGCCAGCACGCUGAGCGGCCGCCUCUCGCCCUUCCUGGCCGAGCCGGACGAGCUGGCCGACGGUGGCGAGGUGCAUCUGGGCUACACGGCCGGUCCCGGGCCCAAGAUGGGUGCCACGCUGCCCAGCCUGUCGGAGGUGACGGGCUCGCUGGGUCCCCAUGGCUCCGAGGACAUCAUGGAUAACCUGCUGGAUAACCUCAACCUGGUGUCUCCCAAAGCACCGCCAGGGGUCGGGGUGGGCGCCGGCGGAGGCCCCGCCCAUUCCUCCCCCUCGCCGAUGAUGCAGGCCGCUGCCUCUGGCUACCCGGUCUACAGCACCCCCAGCAGGGCACCCCUGCCUACACAGGACUACCGUAAGUGCCUGUACGGCCAGGCGGCGGCGCUGGCGGAGCCUAAGCAGGCCUACGGCUCCUUCCUGAACCAGUACUGCUCGCCGGGGCUCCUCAAGGAGCUGCUGGCAGCGGAUGGGGACCCCCGAAGCGGCGACCUCGUCCCGUCGGUGGAUACAGUGGUGACGCAGCCAUCCGGCGCCAGCGGAGGGGGGCGUCUCCAUCCGGGCUACGGUAGCCAGGUACAGAACCCCCACCCUCACACUGUUCAUGGGCAGGGCCCCCCCACCUCAGUGGCCCUGAAUGGCUGUGGCCCCCACCCCCACCCACUGGCCCACAGGAAGCAGCACCCCCAGCUGGUCCACCCCCACACGGCGCCCCCUGCAGGCCUGCUGGCUGGGUACAGCGGUGUAGGCAGUAACGGCUACGCCCGGCCAGGCCUGCUGCCUCCCCACCACCAGCACCACCAGCACCACCCCCAUGUGCAUCCCCACCCCCACGAGAGGCUGCCCAGCGACCUGGACGGCAUGUUCGUGGAGCGCUUCGAGUGCGACAUGGAGUCUGUGCUGCACGACGCGCUCAUGGACGGCGAGUCACUGGAUUUCAACUUCGACGGCAUGGCGGCGCCGCAGGGCUUCCCGCACGGCGUCAAGACCACCACGCACAGCUGGGUGUCGGGCUAGCGGGCGCCACGAGUAUGUCAGCUGCGUGUAUGUCAGCUGUUGUGCCCCCUACAGUGUAAUUCUUAGUAAGGGGUCUAUUCAUGUUCAACUGGCUCUGGGAUUUGGCGCACGCCCCUUUAACUCACCUGCCCUUUUAACUCACCUGCCCUUUUAACUUGCUUGCCCCUUUAACGCGCCUGCCCCUUUAACGCGCCUGCCCCUUUAAUGUGCAGGUGCAACCAGAAGAAUAAAUACGUCACGUGCAUCAGGAAGUGGAUCAUGGUCCACAGUCUACAUGCAUCUUUGUUCAAAACAGAAGGAAAAAUUCCCCCCAUCCUACUCCUGUCCGAUCUGGCAGUGGGAGAGACUUUCCCAUCGUGCAUGAUUCAGGCCACUUGAGAUAAAGCUGCCCCUCCCCCUCCCCUUUCCCACCCGGCAGCAUCACCAGGGGGUUUAUUUAUGCCACAGAGCACUUUUCGGCGUGCAACAAGUGCCUCUCCGAUAUCACGAGCUCAGCUGCAGAUGCACAGACACACAGAUAGAUAUACGGGUGCAGGUGGGCAUUCAUUAACGGACACACACAGACACACACCAGCUCAAGGUCACUGCCUCAUUUUCUUAAUUAUGGUUUGUUCCAUGACCCUCGUAUUUAUCGAUUUUUAACUGACAAAAGGUGUACAGCAUCCAGGAUAUUUUUUUUAUCAUGUACAGCGAGUUUAUGAAAUUGGAGCAAAAAAAAAAAAACUAAUUGCAGUUGCUUCUUUUAGAAAACUGGAUUUGAUUUAAAGUUUAUACAGGAUUGAUGUUUGCUGUGACAUUUGGAGGUCUGUCACACGCAGUGUAUAACUUGCUACAUUUACUGUAAAUAUGCAUAUAAUGAAUAUAUUUUUUAAUUGCUAAAAAUGUCAAAUUCUUAUUUACCUUUCUUUUUUUCUGUAUUUAAUUUUGCAAUUCUGUAUAUAAUAUGUAAGCAUACUCAAUAUGUAAGUCAUAACAGUCAGAGAGCAGUAGGUGGCGCAGCCAUUAAGGAACCGGACUUGUGAACAGCAGAGGGGCUGAGAUGUUGCACUAUAUGGGUGGUGCUCAGAUAUCAGUGCAAAUAUAAAAAUGUAUGCAAAUCAGGAGCUUGAAAUCAUAGUCUGUUCCUCGUGCCACACAGGCCAUUCGUGUGGCUAACUUGCCGGAUGGCCCUCGAUUGCCCCUGUGGUCCACACCGGACAGGACGAAGUCGUCUCCAGGCCGCAGUCAUUCAGCUGUGUUUUCCAUCCUUUUCAGAACCUUUUCCUCUCUUGGGAUUUCAUUAGAUUUGAUAAUAAUAAUUGUUUCCUCGCCCCUUUAGGUCCUGGCUAUAUGAGGGAGGUGUGUAUAUAUGAAUAUACACUGUUUUCUGCAAUGGUUUUGAAGCAGUGUUGGUUUGAUCAGGCCAGCUGCAGCUGGUUGGUCGGCGUACCUGUUGAUCAUCUGAAUUGGUUUUUGAGGUGCGGGGUCGUGACCCUAGUUAGCUCCUGGCCCUUGCCCGGCGAUUCACGGGCUCCCUCUCAGAGCAGCUGCCCGACUCGUGACACAAAUCAGUGCGGAGAGGCAGACAUGAAGACGGACUCCCCUUUCGCUAUUCACCAUAAGGCCCAUUCUUAGUCGAUUGUAGAUGGGGUGUCAUUUUCGGUAUAGCUCAGAGAAAUGCUCCUUUUCCAUACUCCUGUCUCCCCCCUGACUUUCAGGUGGGCGGUGUAGCGCUUACACAACGUGCAUUAUGGGAUGUGGGUGCAGGCAAGGGUAAUGCGAGGCUCGUAAUGGAUUUAAAAGUCCGACUCUUUGUCCUGAAUGGAGAGGCAGCGGCAGCGUUUUGUGCCUGGAACGCUAAAUACCGGAAAGUGUUACCUAAUCUAAUUGCAGCUUGUAUAUCGCAUUUUUCAAGUGUUACUUUUGUUCUGUGUCUUUUUAUUAUUUUUUUUCUAAAUAACACAUAAUGUGUGAUGCUCAUGGAUAAGAAAGAGUCCGGUAAACAUAUCGCCGCUUCGCGAUUCCGGUCCCCUCAUCCAGGACGGACACGGACCCCCCCAGUGUGCCCCCCCCCCAACACACAUAACUCCUCAUUCAUUACCUGUAUGUAAACCGACACGUUUUGAAGGGAUCAGUUACUGUUCGUAUCAGCUAAUAUUUCUGCUUGAUACGUGAAUAUAGCCGUUUAUCUGCUUAUCCAUCAUGUCCUUGCAGGUUUAACGGUUUUUACUGUUAGGAAAAGCCCCUUUCUCUUGGGAACGAGAGAUUUAGUGUGUGAAUCUUAUAUCCCUAUAGAGUAAGACCCGCAUUAGCCGGUGGGUGGGCGGGGCUUGAGUGUGGGUGUGGCCAGUCAAUUAUAAUAAGCCAGUCAGCAGCAGGUAGUUACUGCAGUAAGCCAAUCAGAUCCAUGUUCUCAGAAAACUGUAGGUGAUUGUUAUUUUUGUGAAUUGUGCUUAUGAUCCCAACUAUGCAUUCUUGUUUUAAGCUUAUGCUGUACUAUAGAACCAUGGAUGUUUAACGUCACAAAUUUUUAAAAAUCAUUAUAUGAGAAAAAGAUGAAGUAUUUAGAUUUGAGAUGAUACCAUGAUUAAAUGUUCUGUGUUUUUUGUUUUUUUUUGGUUAACUGACACUGUUUUCUUUAUAUUUACGUUAGUUUACACAAAAUGACAGAUGAAGUUACUGCUUUAUGUCAGUGAGAGGUGCUCAAGUUUCCUCCUUGCUGGAACAACAUUAAUCUUUUUAACAAAAACUUUAGAUACUUCACUUCUAUUCUGUACCUCUCCAUUGAUAGAGAGCAUUGAAGAAAGAAGUUUCUUAACUCGUGUACAGAGAGUAAUUCUAGCUUUGCUAUCCGCCUGUAAAUUUGUUGGAAUACGCCUGUUCCUACAUGUGGUAUACUGUAUACAUUUCCCACCUGUGUACCAGGAUACGUCGGCAUUUUUGAUCUUGUUCGCUCCUUUUGGACUCUUUGGCGCUCCGUAGAGAAGAAUACCACGCCCCCGAGAGUGAUGCGAAAUCUCGGACGGGUGACUCAACACGGAGGCUUUAGGACAUUCUGGAACUUCGGAAGUGCCUGACAGAUUUCUCAAAGCAGAGACUCUCACACUCACGAAUCACACACACUCCCAGAAAUGGUGUAAAACGUGUGCUAGGAUCCCCUUUCCUGCCAUUGCUGUAUGCAGCUAUACGUGUACAUAAAUGAUGUUAUAGAAAAUGUG
Messenger RNA from Paramormyrops kingsleyae, 6201 nucleotides. RefSeq names its product forkhead box protein O1-A-like. Gene Ontology annotation, biological process: regulation of transcription by RNA polymerase II. Lineage: Eukaryota; Metazoa; Chordata; Actinopteri; Osteoglossiformes; Mormyridae. Gene Ontology annotation, cellular component: nucleus. Gene Ontology annotation, molecular function: RNA polymerase II cis-regulatory region sequence-specific DNA binding; DNA-binding transcription factor activity, RNA polymerase II-specific. The record is from RefSeq and is a predicted model, not a curated record.